AUGGCAGCCAACAAUUCUAAAAAGCAUCAUGUUGUGCUUGCUCUGAUCGCAACACUUUCCGGGAUUGUCAAAGCAGACUCACCAGACUCAGUCAAGAUAUUGGAUGUUACUUAUGAUACAGCAACCACCUCAGACCUUCGUGUCUUCCGAGGAGGCCUUGCUGGAACCAUCCCCACUGAAGUUGGUUGCCUUACCGCUUUGACAACCUUGGACUUGGAAGAAAAUCUGCUGACAGGACCAAUUCCUUGGGAAGUUGGGGCUCUAACAAAGUUGACAAAGUUGGAUCUUGACAGCAACCAGUUAUCCGGAAGUCUUCCCUCUGAAGUGGGCCUUCUCACUGCCUUGACUGCCUUGACAAUUCACGAGAAUCAGUUGUCAGGCGGCAUUCCAUCAGAAGUUGGUUUGCUCACUGAUCUGAUUACCUUGGAUUUGAAUAGCAACAAGUUUUCAAGCAAUAUCCCCGCCGAGGUCGGAUCAAUGACUUCACUGGAAAAUUUGUACCUGAACAAGAACAUGCUAUCUAACAACAUUCCUGAGCAGCUUGGGUCACUUGGAAACAUGAGCAGGCUGUAUUUGUAUGACAACCAGUUGUCAGGCAGUGUGCCCAGUAAUCUUUGUUCCAGCUCAGAUUUGUAUGAGAUACGGGUUGAUUGUGCUCCAGAUGCCUUUCCGGUGGAAUGCUCAUGCAGUGAAUGUAGAUGCGACCAAGAUUUAUCUUCCAGCGCCAACCAAGAAGUAUCUUCCAGCCCCAGAGUUGACAAUUCUGCAACCACUUUGUUCGGUUUCGGCUUGUUGGCUGCCUGGAUGCUCUGA
Molecule: messenger RNA, 813 nt
Organism: Seminavis robusta
Lineage: Eukaryota; Bacillariophyta; Bacillariophyceae; Naviculales; Naviculaceae
Source: the annotation of a GenBank genome assembly